AUGGACUCUGAAGCCAGUGAGACAAUGGAGGUGGCGGCUCUGGGUCGACCUUUCAGCCUCGGGAUGUUGUAUGACUGCCGAAAAGACCUACUUGUCCCUGGAUUGACACUGUGGGACCACGAUGACCUGAUAAAAAAUAUCCGAGAACAACCACAGAACUACAAUGACUUUAAAAUAGUUGCUUCUGAAUCAAUUGAGGAUAAAUCCUCGGCACUGGAAGUUGAAGCGUCACUGAAGGCAAGUUUCUUGAGCGGGCUUGUUCAGGUCGAAGGGUCAGCCAAAUACCUGAACAACAGUAAGACUUCCAAAACCCAAGCCAGAGUCACACUGAAGUACAAAGCAACUACAAAGGUCCAGGAACUGUCCAUGGAUCAUCUUGGAAGAGGAAAUGUAAAGCACCCGUAUGUUUUUGAGAAAGGAUUAGCGACACACGUAGUCACAGGUAUCCUUUAUGGGGCCCAAGCCUUCUUUGUCUUUGACCGAGAAGUGUCUCAAGAUGAAGAUCAUGAAGAUGUUCAAGUAAACUUGACAUCAGCAAUCAAGAACAUUCCCUCUCUAGCUGUAGGGGCCAGAAUUUCACUGAAAGUGGAAGAAAUGGAUAAGGUAAAUGUUGAGAAAUUUUCCUGCAGUUUCUUUGGAGACUUUUCCCUUCAGAAAAUGCCCACAUCCUUUGAGGAUGCCAUACAGGUCUACCAAAGUCUGCCUUCUCUGCUGGGAGCCAAUGGAGAGAACGCAGUACCAAUGAAAGUGUGGCUGCUGCCACUGACAACUUUAGAUUCUUCUGCUGCUAAACGUGUGCAUCAGCUAAGUAUUAGUUUAGUCCAGAAAUCACAGAAUGUCCUGGAGGACUUCAUUGAGCUGGAAAUGAGGUGUAAUGAUGCUCUGAGAACCACCACAGCACAGCAGUUCCCACAGAUUGAAAAAAAGAUUAAAAAAUUUAAAGGGGUGUGUUCUGAGUUCAAACUGGAGUUCCAACAAGCACUGGCAAAGAAAAUUCCAUCAAUCCGAGGAGGAGGAGAAGAGGAGGCUGGGCUCGCAGAGAUCCUGAGGCAUAUUUAUUCUUCUCCUUUUAACAGUGAAAAGCUGAACGAGUGGAUGGAUAGCAAAGAGAGAGAAAUCGACACAUUAAUGUCUUUAACAGACAUGAUGAAGAACACCAAGGCUGUACCUUCUCAGAAUCAUCUCUACAGAGAAAGUCUGAGAACAAAACAUGUGGUCUGUUUUGUCUUCACCUCACUGGGAGUCUUUGAUCAGUUUCUCUCAGUUUUAUCAAGCUGCCUACAUCAAACACCAGAAUCAGACAUGCCUCUAGAUCCACUUACUCAUCUUGUGGAGAAUGAACAGUGGUACUCUUCAAAAGAAGUGUCAGAUUCAAUGAGGAAAAAGGCAAAGCUCUUCGGUGACUUUGCAGAGGCCAACCAGGAGAACGAGAGCGUGAAGUUCCUGACAGUCGGAAUAACAAAUCAGACACAGAAAGGUUCAUGUAUCUACGUCUAUAAAGACGGCUUUCCUGUCACUGAGGACUUUGAGCCGCCGUCAAAGCCUGAAACAUUCACAGAUAGUGAUGUGAACUACAACAGUGUGACACUGAAGUUUGAUCCACCAGAGUUUGGAUCAGAGAACAUCACCUCCUACUCUGUUGAGUACUGUGUCAGUGGAGAGGAAGGAUGGAAACAACAGACAGCAGAGAAAUCUGGAGAAAUCACAGUGGCUGAUCUGAGUCCAAACACAGAGUACAUGUUCAGGUGCAGAGCAGUGACCGAUGUGGGUGUUGGACCAGCCAAUCAAAUCAGCAGUCCCAUUAAAACCUUACCAUGCAGCCCUCCAGGAAAACCACAAGCUGAAUUACACUCAAGUGAGAUAACAGUCAGCUGGGAGAAACCUGCUGAGAUUGGACAAGAUGUCCACAUUUUAAGCUACAUCGUGGAGUAUGCCAAAACAGACACAGAGAAAACAGACACAGAGGAGGAUCUCCAGUGGAACCAAGUGAUGACGGGAGCAGAGGAGGUGGACAUCUCAGGGCUUCAGCCAGAGACAGAAUAUGCCGUCAGGGUCAGAGUUGAUUGCGGCGUAGCUGGUAGAAGCAAGGAGAGCAUCACUGUGAAUGUGUCCACAACUAAAAUCAAUCCUCUCACUAAAUUUCUAUUGGCAACUACUGAGAGAUACCACCAAUAG
Cheilinus undulatus (humphead wrasse) is the source of this 2175-nucleotide messenger RNA. RefSeq names its product verrucotoxin subunit beta-like. NCBI's taxonomy places the organism in Eukaryota, Metazoa, Chordata, Actinopteri, Labriformes, Labridae. The record is from RefSeq and is a predicted model, not a curated record. Gene Ontology annotation, molecular function: protein binding. The transcript is spliced from 2 exons. The coding region runs from base 1 to 2175 and encodes 724 amino acids.